Microsporum canis CBS 113480 is the source of this 3465-nucleotide messenger RNA. RefSeq lists its product as uncharacterized. The transcript has 4 exons. The coding region runs from base 1 to 3465 and encodes 1154 amino acids. Gene Ontology annotation, biological process: transmembrane transport. The record is from RefSeq and is a predicted model, not a curated record. Lineage: Eukaryota; Fungi; Ascomycota; Eurotiomycetes; Onygenales; Arthrodermataceae.
AUGGUCGAGCCUCGAGCCCGCAACAGCAUCGCCAGCAGAAACAACAGGAGCAACAACAACAACAACAACAACAACAACAACAACGGACCAGCUCGAGAUGCACCAGACAACGCUCCUCCAGCCGGCCUCCCUCUGCUGCAGAUGAAGAUGUCGUCGUCGUCGUCUCCGUGGUUAUCGAUCCUCGUUGUCGUCUUCCUCCUCGCCGUCAACGUCUGCCAGGCCGCUCUCGUCCCCUUCACAAACUGCCUGCCAGACUCCAUCACCAAGUCCAGCCCGUUGAAGCUCCAGUUCAUCCCGCUCUACGUGGCCGCGCAGUUCAACAGCUCGCUGCCGGCACUGAAUCUCAAUGUAACCGUCUACGGGAACGUCAGCGGCACGGAGACCAGAGAGCCCUAUCCGCCGCCAAACGACCCGCACUGGUCCAAUCCGAACGAGACCUUGGGCAAGAUAGUCAGAGUCAACCCGUCCACAAACACAUUCACCACCCUCUUUCCACAGGUGGACGUCGUUGGCUUCUCUGCCUCCAAUGCCUCUGUCGUCCCGUUCUGUGAUGCCCUCGUCCAGGGAGAGUGCCCCCUGGGGCCGGUCUUUAACUUCAGCCGGGACUCAACGUCUGGACUGCGCGCGUACUCGACGACGUUUAAUAUAACGUCUUCGUACGCCUUUGCCUCGCUGCUGGCCACCCUCGAGGUCAAGGCGGGAGAUGUGAGCAAGACACCCUACAGCUGUGUGGUGGCCGACAUCACCCCGGAUCUGGGCUCUCCCCUGAGAACGGCUCUCGCAUACGUCCCGCUGGCCAUUCUCAUACUCGUGGGUGUGGCUACCAUAUACGCUGCCAUCUACAGCCCCUGGGGCACCACCGACAUCUUUCGGUGGUCCUGCAACUACGGCCGUGACGAGGACCUCAUCCGCCUGGUCACUCCAGGGUUUGCGGACUGUCUGCAGUACAUCCAGUUCAUCAUACUUACCGGUUCACUUACUCUGAGCUACCCGGGUUACUACCAGCCAGUCGUCAGCCAGCUCGGUUGGUCCGCUCUCAUGUUCAACCAGAGCUUCGUCAGCCACGGGAACGGUACCCAACCUUUGAACGAUGGCGUCUACUCAGUCAACGGCACCUAUGGUCUCGACCGGAUAGGCCAAUUCGUUGGUAUGACACGGGCAGUCGACAUCUGGGCCGGCUCCGUCAUCUGGCUGCUUGUCAUUCUCGCCAUCGUCACGGUGGUCAUACAGCUCGGUUUCGGCCUCAGAUGGAUCCGUCACAAUCUCAGCCACGUAGCGGAGCAGGACCUGCAGUCCCAAAACACCUCCUUCACCUUGGGAAACGUCGUUCGGAUCGUCUUCAACUUCUUCCUGCUCCCGCUCGUCUCAUUGUCCAUGUUCCAGCUAGUUAUUGCUGGCUCCUCUCCCAUCUUUGUCGUGGCACUGGCUGUCAUAUUACUGGUCAUAUUGGCUGGAUUCGCGGCCUGGCUGCUCUAUCUCAUCUUCUGUACCCGUCCACGGUCAUAUCUGUUUGAUGACCUUCCUACCGUGCACCUACCGUUUGAGUCUCCCACCUCAAUGAAUGCAUACCACAUAGUCUUUGCACUGGUCCGGUGUCUGACCAUUCUCCUGUCCGUCGCCUUUGUCCCGUCGCUGGACAUUCCGGAUUCAGCGAAGGGUUGGAUUGGAUACGUUAUUCUGACGUUACAUGGCAUGGUGCUGAUAUUCGGAUUCUUUUUGAAUGCUAUUCAAACACUCAUUGAGGUCGUUGCCCGACAGGCUGGAGCGGGAGGUGAUGCAGGCGCCCAAGGAGAAGCCGCUAGAGGAGGUCUGGUAAAGUUAUCCCGUCGCUCUCCCAGGAAGCGCCACAUACCACGUCGAAGCACCAAUUCUGAGGCUACCAUGCUCAACGUCGACAUUGAGCGUCCGUCUACUCAGCUCGACAGCGAGAGACCUCGCAGCUUCUCGGGAAGCUCCGCAGUCCUUCUCAACCGACCAGGCAUAGACAGGGCCAGCACUGGAUUCGAGUCCGGGACAGGGAGUCUGUUUAAUGCCAGUAACCCUCGUGGAACAGGUAGCGGCCCGUACACACCUACCACCCCUGGAGCCUUCUCAACUGGGCCAGGACAAGCUUCAGGCGGCGGCGGGUCACCGCGCAGCGGCAUCGUGCAUAUGCAACUUAAACACGAGACGGCAGACCCGUACUACCGCCCACCCCGGCAACGGCGCGCGACCCUAGAAGGCAUACGCCACACUUCCCGGACUAGCAGUGACAUGAUCAACAGACAGUCGGGUUGUGCUGUUGACACUCCCGAUCCUGAUCCAGACCAUGAUGCCGAUGUCCUGGCUGGUCAUCCUGUAGGCAACGGAGGGACUCCAACGCCCGCCUAUCUUGGUGCCCCCAGGGAAGACCCCGACGGUGACGCUGACGGUGACCCAUCCCUCCGAACAGAUUACGCAGUACGGGAGGUCGACUUUUACUAUCGGGUACGGGGACCUGCACUAUCCCAUUCCGCUACAAGAAAGCUGAAGACUGGUCCUGCUGAUCCUACUGGCCCAGUCUCAUCGGCUAGCGGAUGGCUAAAGAGCCUAUUCGGCGGCAAGACCAAGGACAAGGGUAAAGGAUUCGAGGUUGUUCGAAGUUCUCGAGCUCCUCCACAGGCUGCAAUGCAACCACCGCCUGCUGAACAGGAUAGGUUCACGGAGCCAUAUAGGGAUGACCCAGACCAGACACAGCAAAGUUCUACUACUAAUAAUAAUACCACUUCUCCUGCUCCUAAUCCAAAAGUAUCUCCUCCCACCGAAGAGGCCAAAGCAGAAGCUGUCACAGACAACGACAAACCGGUCCUACCACCCAUCUUAAUCGACGACGCCAUCGAACUGCCCAGUCGAACAAGCACCCGCAGCGGCCCGUCAGAUUCCACCAACUCCCACUCCCGCUCUCAAUCCCAAUCACAACCAGGGCCCCAUGGCAGCAUGCGAAUACGGCCCCCCACCAUUCCUCGCAAAAGCUCCAAACGUGGCACCUCCGUCGACCUCAAAGACGUAAAGCCCAGCGAUGCAUCGAAACCCUUUAUAGGCGGACCUCAUUCCCGCAACAGCUCCCGGGACUACGAAGCUGCCAAUUCAGAUGCUCUUAUCCCUCAACGGACGUUUUCCAGCCGUGCUCUGCACCAGUCACGAUUGCCAUUUGGUUCCAAAUCGUCUUCAACGCACAGCGCUCCUGUAUCCAUUGACUCGAACGAUUCAAUGGCACAUCAUAGAGCGGAUAGCGGUGACACUACUGUCCAAACACCCAUACAACCAUCGGGUCAGAGAAACGUAUCGUCCUCCACCUUUGAUGCUGCUCGACGUGGCAAACUAAAGGGUAUGGGCUAUGUCCAACAGCAUCGAGCCAGCGACCAUAUUCAUGAAACUCGCCUGUCCGGUGGAAGUGCCGCCGAGUUCAUCGACGAUCAUCCUAUGCCACCUACGUCUAACCCCUAG